AUGGCGACCACCUGCACGGUCCUCAACGGCGCCGUGCGUGCCGUGAAGCUGCUCAAGAUCGACAGUUUCCGCCUGGCGUACAAGACCAUGCGCGAAGGUGAGUUCCUCAGAACCAGCUGGAACGUCGACGGCCACGACGUCGAAAUCCGGUGGUACCCUGGGACAGCGUGGGCACCGCACGAGCUCAUGUUCCUCACCUGCAACGUGAGGGCGAGCUUUGGUUGUCUCCUGGUGCACCCGAGGCUACCAAACAAAUCCAACGAAGAAAAGACCAUCCGUUCUGCUGGAUCAGACUUCACGCCAAGGAGACUACUUGACCGUCCAGUGCACCGUCACGAUUUUGAAGGAGAGCUUGCUUAUACGACAACGACGGUGCCUGCGCCGGCAUCCAACAUGCACCAGCACUUCCGGGAGCUACUGCAGAACGGUACGGGAGCUGACGUCACGUUCCUCGUCUCCGGCAAGACCUUCGCGGCGCACAAGCUCGUGCCCGCCGCGAGAUCCCCCGUUUUCAUGGCCGAGUUCUUCGGCGACAUGAAGGAGAAGAGCUCCUGGAUCGUGGAGAUCAAGGACAUGGAGGCAGCCGUGUUCGGGGCGCUGCUGGAGUUUAUCUACACCGACAAUGUUCCUGAACUUGACCGGGAGCUGGAAGCCGUGGCAACGAUGGCUCAGCAUCUGCUUGCGGCGGCUGACAGGUACGGGCUGGACAGGCUCAAAAUUAUCUGCGAGGGCAAGCUCGUCGGUGGCAUCAGUGCAUCACCGUCGAGACGGCGGCGACUACUUUGGCUUUGGCUGAGCAGCACAAUUGUCCGCACCUCAAGGGGAAGUGCAUUGAGUUUAUCAUCAGUACUCCUGCGAUCCUUGAUGCCGUGGUGGCGACGGAGGGGUAUAAGCAUCCGGAGGCAAGCUGCCCUUCUGCGCUCACUAGCAUUGUCCUGUGCCUGUCUACGCGUGGGAGAAGGAACUGAAGCGUUGCUAGUCGGCUAG
This is a messenger RNA of Triticum aestivum (bread wheat), 987 nucleotides long. RefSeq lists its product as uncharacterized. Bases 1 to 987 code for a protein of 328 amino acids. Gene Ontology annotation, biological process: protein ubiquitination. The record is from RefSeq and is a predicted model, not a curated record. NCBI's taxonomy places the organism in Eukaryota, Viridiplantae, Streptophyta, Magnoliopsida, Poales, Poaceae. Gene Ontology annotation, molecular function: protein binding. The transcript has 2 exons.